AUGGCCUCCCAACGCAAAGCAGGGUCUGCCCGACCCUUGGCUGGGGUGAAGGCGCUGUGCCUUCUUGCAGCAGGAGUUGCUCUGAGCCGGCUGCAACCCAUGUCAGAAGAUGUCGCAAGCAGCCAGGCCUUCGUGAACAUGCAGGCCUCCCCUGCGCACUCUGCCACCUCUCGCGCUGCGGAGGGUGAGGGUGAGGCACCUUUGGCGCCUUCGGCCGGGAAGCGUCUGCUGGUUCUUGGCGGCAACGGCUACGUCGGGCGUGAGGUCUGCCGUCUUGCCGUGCAGAGGGGCUUCAAGGUCACCUCACUCAGCAGACGAGGUGAGAACCCGGAGCCCGGCAAUGCAGAGCUCGACCAGGUCAAGUGGGUGCAGGGCAAUGCGGCAGACUCCUCUACUGUCCAGAGCCUUGUAGGGGAUGCCGAUGCCGUCGUUCAUGCCAUCGGCUUGCUGUUUGACGUGAACAGCGGCCUCACAAACCUCAACCUCGUCGUGAGCGGAUCCGGCUCCACGCCCGAUGAUGCCAGCACCUACGACCGAAUCACGCGCCAGACGGCCUUCAACGUCAUCAACGCCAUCAAAGGUCGCAUCCGCAUGCCGUUCUCGCCGCCCAUGCCAAUGAUGUUCGUCUCGGCGGCAGAGGCAGGAUGGCCAGACGUGGCCCUUGGCCCGCAGGUGGAGAAGGUGGCGCCGACGUGGCUGAAGGAAUAUUUGGUGGCCAAGCGUGCGGUUGAGGGCGAGCUCAGCUCGAGCGCAGAUGCCAUCAGGGCUGCCAUCUUCAGGCCAUCGCUGAUUUGGAGCUGGACCAAGUUUGACGUUCUGCCGGUCAUCCCAGUCUUCAACCUUCUCAAUGCCCUUGGCGUUCCUUUCGUUGACAAGACCGUGACGGUCUUCACCCUUUCGAAAGCCAUUGUGGCGGCACUGGAGGACGAGGGCGUCAGCGGCGUUCAGCGGUUCACUGAGAUGGAGGAGCUGGAGAAGAAAGUUGCCUAA
Messenger RNA from Symbiodinium natans, 990 nucleotides. NCBI's taxonomy places the organism in Eukaryota, Dinophyceae, Suessiales, Symbiodiniaceae. The record is from the annotation of a GenBank genome assembly.